Funneliformis geosporum is the source of this 492-nucleotide messenger RNA. Lineage: Eukaryota; Fungi; Glomeromycota; Glomeromycetes; Glomerales; Glomeraceae. The record is from the annotation of a GenBank genome assembly.
AUGAAUAAUUUAUAUAAACACGCAUUAAAACAAAACCAAAGUAUAACGCAGGAUUUAGAGAAAUUUGAAAAUGGCGAAGAUUCUUCUGUUGGCUUACAAGGACAAAUAUCUGCAAGUCUCAUUGCUUUAAAACGAACAAUUGAUGAUUAUGAUAAUCUGGCUAAAAGAGAAAUGAUUCUUGUUAAGCAAGAAAAAGCUUUUUCUAAUGUAAGUAAAUUAAGAGAUGAUUACAAUGAAUUCAAAAAGCUAUUUGAACGGCUAAAACAACGUGAAACUAAUAAGGUUGUUCAAAAUGAUAGAUCAGAAUUGUUAGGACGAAGACACAAUACAUCUACACCAGAAUAUCCUUUUCAACAACAUGAAUUUUCGGUCGAACAACAUGCAUUACGAGAACAUAAUUUUAUAAAUGAGACGGAUUCAAAACUUGACGAAUUUAUAGCACAUGGAAGAGAAGUGCUUCACAAUAUAUAUGAUCAAAAUAAUACUCUGAAG